This is a messenger RNA of Cucurbitaria berberidis CBS 394.84, 1419 nucleotides long. Its product is annotated as glycoside hydrolase family 30 protein. Gene Ontology annotation, biological process: sphingolipid metabolic process. Gene Ontology annotation, molecular function: glucosylceramidase activity. Bases 1 to 1419 code for a protein of 472 amino acids. The record is from RefSeq and is a predicted model, not a curated record. The transcript is spliced from 2 exons. Lineage: Eukaryota; Fungi; Ascomycota; Dothideomycetes; Pleosporales; Cucurbitariaceae.
AUGACAGUAUGGAACUUGCUCCUUGUGUUUAACGCGGCAGUUGCGGAGACGCGAAUUACUCUCGGUACACGGCAGGCAUCUACCGUAACCGUCGACCUUACGAAGACGUACCAGACCAUGGAUGGCUUUGGUAUGAGCGAGACUUUCCAGCGUGCCAACCAGAUGAAAGCUCUCUCGGAGCCUCUGCAACGCUAUGCGCUUGACUUACUCUUCAAUCGCACAUCCGGCGCCGGCUUCUCUAUACUCAGGAACGGCAUCGGCUCGUCCCCAGAUUCAAGCAGUGACCACAUGGUCAGUAUCCAGCCCAAGAAUCCUGGAGGCCCAAAUGCAGCGCCAAAAUACGUUUGGGAUGGCAACGAUAACUCUCAAGUGUGGGUUACCACUGAAGCAGUCAAAACCUACGGUGUAAGAACCGUCUACGCAAACGCGUGGUCUGCACCUGGGUACAUGAAAACGAACAACAACGACGCGAAUGGAGGAUCGCUCUGCGGGGUGUCCGGAGCAAGCUGUUCAAGCGGUGACUGGAAGCAGGCGUAUGCGAACUAUCUAGUCCAAUAUAUUGCAUACUACAAAGAGAUAGGCGUUGAGGUCACACAUGUAGGGUUUCUGAAUGAGCCGGAUUUGACGACAAGCUAUGCGAGUAUGCGAAGCAAUGGGCAACAGGCGGCAGACUUCGUCAAGGUAUUGAGGCCAACAAUAGACAAGGCAAACUACACAAAUGUAAAAGUCACAUGUUGUGAUACAGAAGGCUGGAGCAGUCAACAGGGAAUGAUGUCUGCCUUGAGCGGCGUGAGCAGUAUGCUAGGCACAAUCACGGCGCACUCCUACACCUCCCAACCUGGAAGUCCAAUAAACACCCCCCACCGCGUCUGGCAAACCGAAAACGCCGACCUGCAAGGCCCUUGGGCAACAGCUUUCUACUCUAAUAACGGCGCCGGCGAAGGCUUAAAUUGGGCGAACAAAAUCUACGACGCCGUCACUCGUGCCAAUGCAUCAGCCUAUCUGUACUGGAUCGGAGUGCAAGGCGGCGCCACAAACUCGAAGCUCAUCCGUAUCUCUGAUGACAAGAAGCAAAUCAUACCCAGCAAGCGUCUCUGGGCCUUUGCCAAUUGGAGUAGACAUGUACAGCCAGGUGCUGUGAGGGUAGCGGCGAGUGGUGGCCCGAAUGGGAGCAAGGUUAGUGCGUUCAAGAACGUGGAUGGGACGAUUGCAAUCCAGGUGAUCCAAGGCGGGACCGGGCCUGGUGCGGUGACGAUUAAGGUGAAUGGCUUUACGGCGAAUGCGGCAAAGGCGUGGAUUACGGAUAACAGCCAUGACUGUGAAGAGCAAACUGCGACGCUGGCAGCGGAUGGAGGGAGUGUUAGUGCGCAGGUCCCGGGGCGUAGCAUGCUGACAUUUGUGUUGGAGCCCGCUGCGUGA